AUGAAAGACAGCUGUGAGCUCGGAGCCUCAGUUCGCGUCUUUCGUCAUGAUUGGAAAAACAUGGUUAUCUUUGUCCUUUCUGGAAUAGUGUUUCUCUUUUUUCUCCAGCUAAGAGAGCGUUCAUCCCUUUAUCUCUUGCUCGACACGACAUCUGGAGACCUGUUUCAAAGUCCUGUCACCACCGCCAGAAGUUCCAGUCAUCAUCUGAAGUUUAGACCCGCUAUCGACGAAGAAUCUCUGUAUGACGAGGAAUUCAUCAUCCACGAAAACGAGUUCACGUCAACUGUCGAAGAAACUUCAACAAACACAGCCGCAACUGCAACCACGACAACGAUGAGUACAACAACUACGACAGCAUUGACGACUGGUGUUGUUGAGGAGAAUGAGAACUGUCCUGUCAGAGAUACUGCAACUUGGGACACUCCAGUUGAACCCAUCUACAAAUUAAGAAACGAUAGAUUUUUGUGA
Messenger RNA from Oikopleura dioica, 468 nucleotides. Lineage: Eukaryota; Metazoa; Chordata; Appendicularia; Copelata; Oikopleuridae. The record is from the annotation of a GenBank genome assembly.